AUGUACGAAGGGAUUGACAACCUAAAAUCCCUUUACGACCGUGCCGGGAAGACUUUCUCCGGCGGUCCUUCUGCGGCACAGGAUGUGCCGCGUCGUACUGCUCAACCAGACCCAGUACGUCAACCAUCAGUUGGGAGCGGGGCUCCCAAGUAUCCCAGGACGGGGGAUAGCCGCGCCACCGGACGAGAUAACUCGUCCGACGUCCGUUCACGUCGCGGUGGUUCAACAGCUGCUCAACUAGAUAGCGCUGGCCACCGCGAGAGUCCUCUAAUGGAGGUGGUGGAGGAGGAAAGACGCUCUCCACACGACCAUGUGGAUCGGUGUGUUCCUGAGAGCUUCUUUGAUAGCGUAACGCAAGGGUUACGCGACGAUCUCGAGCAUGAGCGGAAUAGGCGUCUCCAAAUGGCGGACACUGCCUCGAAGCAUCGAGCUGAGUUUGCCUUUGCUCAGCUUGAGAACGAGAGAUCUCUGACAUCUCUUCGUGACGAGCUAAGGGUAGCUCGUGGGAUUGUUGAUCGGUCUCGGGCUGAGAUAACUGCUCUUCAGACCCUUGUUGAUGCCCACCAUCGGGAGCACAAGGCUCUCUGCGAGAUGCUUGAGCGCAAGGGCGUUCUUCAUCGGAAGAAGCAGCGUACUGAUGGUACGGCUUAA
Molecule: messenger RNA, 651 nt
Organism: Peronospora matthiolae
Lineage: Eukaryota; Oomycota; Peronosporomycetes; Peronosporales; Peronosporaceae
Source: the annotation of a GenBank genome assembly